This is a messenger RNA of Stegastes partitus (bicolor damselfish), 2961 nucleotides long. RefSeq names its product mitochondrial translational release factor 1-like (gene mtrf1l). Gene Ontology annotation, cellular component: mitochondrion. The transcript is spliced from 8 exons. Gene Ontology annotation, molecular function: translation release factor activity. Gene Ontology annotation, biological process: mitochondrial translational termination. Bases 705 to 2000 code for a protein of 431 amino acids. NCBI's taxonomy places the organism in Eukaryota, Metazoa, Chordata, Actinopteri, Pomacentridae. The record is from RefSeq and is a predicted model, not a curated record.
AUAUGGCUGCGCACUUCAACAAGGUGGUAAAGGAGCAAUACUUCUAUAACAAACACUAACAAUCAGAUCCUAGAGCGUUUUAGCACAACUUAUGAUUGAGAUAUCAUUCGUUAUAGCCACAUAAUGAUUUCGAUAUAAGGAAAAAAAUAAUUGAAGCUUUCGGAGGUUCGUUAUUUACUUCCAAGUUCAUGUAUUAGCUUGCUGGAAACUAAGCGUUUUGUUUACCUUCGCAAAUGUUCUUAUUGUGUUUUUUAGGUUGAAAUCCAGCCUUAAUUUCAACAACACAGAUCAGCGGUCCGUCCGCUGUAAUUAAAUUUUAAAUUAAAAGUUAAAAUUCGUGCUUGGGUUGUCCCGUUCCGCAAAAAUGCUGUUCACCUCUAUGUGAGGCUGCUGACGGCUGCUGACGACCUCAGUCUGUUGAAAUCUGAAGUUUCAUCGGGAUGAAGUACCGCUUAUCGUUUGACACACAGGCCGAAUUGAAGAAAGUCCUCGCAGUGUAUUGAUUAUUUCUUUAUAUAGCAGCUGUAUGGCAUUUAUUUUUGGUAACGCAGUAAAAACAUGUUAAAUCAUACACAUUUUGAAUGAAUUUCGGUCUGAAUGUUCCUUCUGGGCUUGAGAUAAACAUGCGUCAAAGCCAAGACAUAUCAGGAUCUGUUUUUUACACUGCCACAUGGUGAGUCCUACAAACAAAACCUGCUAAUACAAUGGCUUACAGAAGAGUUGUAAACCUCCUUCCAAGAGGAAAGGAGUUUGUCUUUGGACUUUGGAUACAUCGAUUUCAAAAACCACAAACUGUCAUCAGCCAAAGUCACUGUGGCAGAACCGAAAGAACUCUUCACACCAGCACACCAUCGAUGGUGAAGCUGCUGUCAGUGGAUGAGCUUUUUGCCCGGAGGUCUGUGCAGGAACACCUGAAGAAGAUGGAGACGGAGUACAGCGAAUGUUUACGAGCAGUCAGCAGCAGUUUGCCAGAGGAGCAGUGCAGUGAGGACGAACUGAAGACCAAGAGGACCAAAGUGUCCCUGCUGGCUCCACUCGUCCAGAGCAUCAGAGAGCUGGACGCCAAGCAGAAGGAGAUCGCAGAGACUGAGAUGCUCCUGAAAGAUGACGAUCCAGCCCUGAGAGAACUGGCGGAGCUGGAGAGAGAAAGCUGUGUGCAAGACAUUCAAGAUCUUAGACAAAAGAUCCUGGAUCUGCUGAUCCCUGAGGAGGACGCUGAUCUGAGUGACCUCGUCCUGGAGGUCACAGCCGGUGUUGGCGGUCAGGAGGCCAUGCUGUUCACUGCUGAGGUGUUUGACAUGUACCAGGGCUUCGCUCAGCACCACGGCUGGUCCUUCGACAUCCUGGGGCAAAUGACCAGUGACCUCGGUGGACUCCGUAACGCCUCGGCCAGCAUCAGCGGCCCUCAGAGCUACAAGAUAAUGAAGUUUGAGGCUGGAGUUCAUCGAGUUCAGAGGAUCCCCAAGACUGAAAAACUGGGCCGGAUGCACACCAGCACCAUGACUGUGGCUGUACUGCCCCAACCCACUGAGAUCUCUUUGACGAUACACCCGAAGGACCUGAGGAUAGACACGAUGAGAGCGAGUGGAGCCGGAGGUCAACACGUCAACACCACGGACAGCGCAGUCAGAAUCGUCCACCUGCCAACAGGUGUUGUUGCAGAGUGUCAGCAGGAACGGUCCCAGCUGAAGAACAAGGAGACGGCCAUGAAGGUUCUCAGAGCAAAACUGUACAGCAUGAAGCUGGAGGAGGAGACCAGCAAACGCUACAACCAGCGCAAAGUGCAGAUUGGCACCAGAGGCAGAUCAGAGAAGAUCCGAACCUACCACUUUCCCCAGAACAGAAUAACCGACCACCGGAUCGGCAUGACGGUGCACGACGUCCAGAGCUUCCUGCUGGGAGAAGAUCUGCUGGACGAGAUGAACUCCUCGCUGCAGGAGUUCUCCAACCAGGAGGCGCUCAUGGAGCUGCUGGAGGAGAGCAGCCCGGAGGCGUCAUGAGUCUGAUGGAGCAGAAACCUGAGCUGACACUGUUACGCUGGUCCUUCCUGCUCUGCUGUGAGCAAGAAGAACACAGUGGAUUAUAAAGAGCGACUGAAGGCUGAAUGUGUCAUCCAAAGUAAAAAAACAAACAGAACAGUAGAUUUUAUGUGCACACACAAGUGUCUAAUAAAAUGUUGAACAUCAGGGUGAUCUUCUGCUUUGCUGAUUGGCCACAUUUUUUCAGCUUCUCUCAGAUGCGUAGAACUUUAUACUUUUACACACAUGUCAUGCAGGUUAUUUAGCUUUUAUUUCCACAUGUGUUACUUUUUCCACAUAACUUGUCAUUGCUUGUCUGAGCUUGGAGAAAGUGGACAGCGCUAAACAUGUCCGAUCUGAUACAUGGGCGUUUCUCUGCUGCUCUAACAGCCUGCUCUGAUCUGGGAAAACUUUCUGCAAGAUCGCACGACCCGGCUGUAGCAAUAUGCUCAAGCAACAUCAAGAUCUGGGUUAAAAAGUUCUCAUCAUAUUCUUCAGGCUUUGUGCAUGCGGGCAGCCUGAUUACCUGCAUCAGCUGGUUACUGUUGGUAAACCAGUCACAGUAAUGUUGGCUGUCUGAGGCUUGUUCAAAUGUGAAGUGACUACUAUUUGCAAGCUCAUGCAUGCAGAAUAAUUCUCAUCUGGUUCUGUGAAAGCAGUCUGAGGACAGGUUUGUGGACUAAAUGAGCCACUGUUUGACCACUGUUAUGUUAGAUAUUAAUCAGUGAUGGUUGUCAGGCUGCAAGAGAUAAAUGUUGAGCUUCUCCUCAAUGACUCUUAAGUGAUAACCAUGACUGAACAUUUCUUAGAAUCAAAUAAAAUGAGCUUUAAAUGCUGCAAGUAUUAUCAGCUGUACGAGUUCUGCAGUUUAUCAUUUAAUAAGUUUUAGAUUUCAAAUGCUAAAUUUCCUUUUCAGAAUCAAAUUAAAUGCUUUAUUUUUUAA